Molecule: messenger RNA, 2273 nt
Organism: Carcharodon carcharias (great white shark)
Lineage: Eukaryota; Metazoa; Chordata; Chondrichthyes; Lamniformes; Lamnidae
Gene: rnaset2l
Product: ribonuclease T2, like
Exons: 10
Coding region: 126-851 (241 amino acids)
Biological process (GO): RNA catabolic process
Cellular component (GO): extracellular region
Molecular function (GO): RNA binding; ribonuclease T2 activity
Source: RefSeq, a predicted model, not a curated record
AAUUUUGCUGAUAAUCGAAACAGAUCUGGUUUUGUUAAACUACAGAAUACAGAACCACAAAAUAACUCCUUUGAGUACUUCAAUUUAGCAACCAGUUGGAGGACAACCGUGAAAGUGUUAAACUGAUGGCCUUGUACAGUGGAAUAUGUUUGGCUGUGCUUUAUGGUCUGAUAGCUACCACUGCAGCACAAGCUGAUAUGAAAGACAGCUGCCACUGGAAGUGUCUGGAAUUUGCUCAACUGUGGCCAGGAUCAUUCUGCAUGACUUUUUUAAAGAUUCCCUGUAGGAUUCCAAAGCAGGUGGAUGGCUGGACUAUACACGGACUCUGGCCAGAUGGGAAAACGGGCUGCAAUCGUACUUGGAAGUUAACUCAAAAGGACAUUGAUGAUCUUCAGGUUGACUUGCGCCACUACUGGCCAAGUCUCGUCAAAAAGGAUGCUUUCAAGUUUUGGCAGGAUGAAUGGUAUAAACAUGGCACCUGUGGAGCAUGUGCUGACAGCAUGUCCUGCCCACACAAGUACUUUAGCCUGGUGCUUGAGCUCCGGACAAAAUUCUCCAUCGAUACGUCCUUAUCUGCUGCUGGGAUCAAACCUUCAUGUAAUAACAGUUACACGUAUGAACAUUUCCACUCAGCACUGUUUUACCUGCACACUCAUAUAAAUCUCCAGUGUUACAUUUACAAGAAACAGCAGAUUCUCAUGCAAAUCAAAAUUCCCCUAAGCAAGGAUCUUUCUGUUGGCUGUCACCCUCAUGAGGAAAAUUUUAGCAAGUCUUAUUACGAACCAUGCACAAACAAGUCUAAAAUAUAUUUGUAUCCUUUCACACCCCAUCCACGUCAUCCUUGUUCCUAAAGGGGUGCUUUUCAAUUUCAAACCUUCUAUUGUUUUAAGGAUGACUUCGCUUUUGAGUGAACUGUAUUAGACUCCUAUCUUCAGAUCUUCAUUUGUCAUUAAAUCUCCAUUUAAGUUUGCUUCUCUUCUGGAUGAAGGAAAUGCUGCAGUGUCAUUUUCCAGCAUCAUUAUUUUGUCAGAAUAUGGUGUAUAGCCCAUUUGAAAUGACCUAUUUUUCAUUUAUUCUCAACGAGUUUGAAUCUUAACCUACUGGUUACAGUAUUUUUGACCAAACCAUAUUCAAUUUCAUUUAUCAAGGUAUAUGUUAAGCAUGCAAUCUCCAUAAGUUUACUUGCUUUUGUGAAAUGUUGUCUUUGUAUAUUAUCUACCAGUUGGGAGAUAAGGCAAGAACUGAGCUGUUUAUGUUUGAUAAUGAAGUGACACCUGCAGAAUAAAAGCAAAAAACUGUGGAUGCUGGAAAUCCAAAUCAAAAACAAAAAUAAAAAUACCUGGAAAAACUCAGCAGGUCUGACAGCAUCUGCAGAGAGGAAUACAGUUAACGUUUCGAGUCCGUAUGACUCUUCAACAGAAGAGUCUGACACCUCCAGAAGCCUUGUUUCCUCUGGUGUAUGUUACCUGCCCCACUCCUGAAUUGAGAUAAACUAAUUCUUCAGUAUAAUCACCUAAGAAUUGACAACUCAAAGUAGAUUUUUUAACUGUAUUUUGUCCCUUAUUUCCCUCAUUCCGUUUCUUUGCUCUCUCCCCACAUUCCAGCUGAUUUAGGGAAACACAUGAAGUUAGAAGCUGUGGGCUCAAACCUGAGUCUUACUCCUCCUGACAGUGUUGUAUGACUAUGCUUCAGACAAUGUGUCACAAAAUUGGAGUGUCAGACUAACAAUCAGACUGUUCAGCACUUGUGUUUUAUCUGUGAAACACAUCUUAGAAUUAUCUAAGAUAAAAGCAAAAUACUGCGGAUGCUGGAAAUCUGAAACAAAACAAAAAUAGCUGGAAAGACUCAGCGGGUCUGACAGCAUCUGCAGAGAGGAACACAGUUAACGUUUCGAGUCCAUAUGACUCUUCAUCAGAAUUAGAAUUAUCUAAUUCUGACUAUUCAAAAUAAAGAACUGGGAAGGUGUAUUAUUAUGAAGGCAUGUUAUUAAGGCUAAGAUGUAUAGCUUUGCCCAACAUUUGGCUAUGGACAGCCUGUGGACAGUUGAUAAAAUAUAUAUAUAUAAAAAAGAUCAAAUCUAUGUUUUCUUCUUUGAUGCUUAUGUAUUUUUUUGCUCAAAAAGUUGGUUUAACUAAUCCUUCAAUGUAAAUGCUCUGUAUCUUGUGUAUGCUUAUGCAGGUUUAACAGCAAUAAAUUGCAUAUGAAAGUAGAAUUUACUUAUUUACUUUUGUAUUAGUCUUACAAAUAAAUAAAUAAAAAUAAUUGCUUUCAAA